UUGCCUAUCUUCAGAAAUGCUGGUAUAGUUGACUUGCCUCUGUUCUCGCACCGGUGUCUGCCAGGGUCUGAACCAUUAGGUAGAGGAUCAGCUGAAAGAAAAGGCAGACAGAGAUCUUGUGCCAGAUCCGUAUACAUUCAGCACCCUCAUUACAGCAUUUGCUAAGCAUGAAAAGUGGUUGGAGCUAUGCUUAUGUGCACGAAAAUGCAGGAGAAAGGAUGGCACCCAGAGACGAGGAAGGGCGUAGCAAGCGACGAAAUGCUUCGGGGAGUUGAAAAUAAGCAUAGAUCCGGAGAUUCCCAAAUAGGUCAACCUUUUGAACUGCCUGCUGAAUCCAUGAGCAGGCAAGAGACAACCUGGCGAACUGAAACAUCUUAGUAGCCAGAGGAAAAGAAAGUCUCAUGUUGCUCUUCAGAAAACGCGUAUAGUGGCCUUCGUCGAUGGGACAAACGCUCCAGUGUAUGCGUUACAAGGCAACUAGCAUUUAGUUCGUGAAAGAAUGUUUCGUUGGAAAAACCAACGCCGACGUCAAGAUCAGUCUCCUUUCUCUUUUCGGGAGCAGAGCUGAAAAAGAUGGACAGUAACGAUCGCGUAAUAUCAAUUUAUCGGCCUCGUCAUCGAAAGCGGCUUCCAAUUGCUCGGAAAUUCUCAGCUAUAUGGGGGACUUUGAUGGUGAGCAAAAAGAAUUGAUCAAGAAAUUGGUAAACUUUCGCAUGAUCGAUGGUAAAAGAACGAGAGUUCGUGCUAUUGUUUAUAAAACUUUUCACCGCCUAGCUCGAACUGAACGCGAUGUAAUAAAACUUAUGGUUGACGCCGUAGAUAAUAUAAAGCCAAUAUGCGAAGUGGUCAAAGUAGGAGUCGCAGGUACUAUUUAUGAUGUUCCUGGGAUUGUAGCCAGGGAUCGUCAACAAACCUUAGCUAUUCGUUGGAUCCUUGGAGCAGCUUUCAAACGACGUAUAAGCUACAGGAUAAGCUUAGAGAAAUGUUCAUUUGCUGAGAUACUGGAUGCUUACCGAAAGAGGGGAAUUUCACGUAAGAGAAGGGAGAAUCUUCAUGGACUGGCUUCCACCAAUCGGAGUUUCGCGCAUUUCAGAUGGUGGUAAAGUGAUACCACAUAAGGAGCUCUUCCUCAUUCAGUCAUACUCAACAAAAGUAAGAAAUGUUUGACCCUGAUCCUUUUUUCAUCUUCAUAUAGAAAGAAAAUCGGCCUUCCUCAUACUCCCCCCUUCAUUCAUAGAGUUGGAGGAAUCCACGAAGAGGCCUGCCCGUUCAUAAUUGCAUAAAAGAACCAUUCUUUUAUGAAAACUCUUGUUCCAACCUCACCUCAGGUCGAAUGAAUACGAAAGGGGGAUCAAUCAAAUCAAUAAGCCAUGAAUGAAGAAGUAGUGGGCCUUUCGCCUUAUUUCGUUUGACUCGUGGAGCUGAGAAAUCUACUUCAAA
Molecule: messenger RNA, 1440 nt
Organism: Hordeum vulgare subsp. vulgare (domesticated barley)
Lineage: Eukaryota; Viridiplantae; Streptophyta; Magnoliopsida; Poales; Poaceae
Product: ribosomal protein S7, mitochondrial
Exons: 1
Coding region: 657-1103 (148 amino acids)
Biological process (GO): ribosomal small subunit assembly; translation
Cellular component (GO): ribosome; mitochondrial small ribosomal subunit
Molecular function (GO): mRNA binding; rRNA binding; structural constituent of ribosome
Source: RefSeq, a predicted model, not a curated record